Molecule: messenger RNA, 1491 nt
Organism: Salvia hispanica
Lineage: Eukaryota; Viridiplantae; Streptophyta; Magnoliopsida; Lamiales; Lamiaceae
Cellular component (GO): membrane
Source: RefSeq, a predicted model, not a curated record
AAUUUCCCAAUCACCAUAUUUUAUUACUCAAAAAGGGCUGAACUCAAAUUUAACUUCUCUUCCUCCAUUCUUAUCUAUCUCCGAUUCUACUCAAAUCCCAUUUUCCAUUGCCAAAUCCAUUUUUUGUAUUUUUUUCAUGACCUUAUUGAUCUAAUCCUAAUUCAAUUCGUUUUUGUUUCGUGAAUCUUUGCUUCAAUGCAGAUGAAGCUGCUCGUCAAUGAUGAUCCUACUACCUUGAGUUAUUGGUUGAAUUGGAGAGUGUUUCUAUGUGCAGUAUGGGUCUUGGCACCUAUGGUUAUCGCAGCAUUCAUUAUAUGGAAGCAUGAACAUUCAGGAAAUUCUGAAUCUGAUGCAGGGGGGAACCAGCAAGAGAGCUCACACAUUCGCUCUGAAAAAUCAUGGAAACCUUGUCUAAAAGAAAUUCAUCCUGUUUUCCUGUUGUGCUUUCGGAUAAUUGCUUUUGGUCUGCUUUUAAUAGCUGUGUCUUUUGAUCUUGCUUUACAUGGAGCUGAACUUUUUUACUACUAUACUCAGUGGACUUUUACUUUAGUCACCAUUUAUUUUGGGCUUGGAUCAUUGCUUUCUAUACGCGGAUGUUUUUACAGUCCCAAAAUAGAUAGCAACAGUAAGUGUUAUUUAACUGAGGAUACGGAGCAAGCUUUACAUGUGCCCUUAGCACAUGGAGUGAAUGGAAAUGGGAUGAGGUUGCCGGAGAAGUUGGACGACCAUGGAAAACUCCAUACUCUGAUAACUUCUGACGUGUGGGAUGAUCUGUAUCAAGUUUUAUUCCAGAUGACAGCAGGAGCAGUAACUCUCACCGAUAUUGUUUACUGGGGUGUGAUAUUCCCGUUCAUGGCGCUGAAAGAUUAUGAGAUGGGUUUUUUAACAGUUGUGACACACUCAGUUAAUGCUGUCUUGCUCCUUGGAGAUACAGCUAUGUGUAGUCUGGAAUUCCCAUGGUUCCGGAUUUCUUACUUCAUUUUGUUGACGGGUAUUUAUGUCAUAUUCCAGUGGAUUGUUCAUGCCUGCGUCUCAAUUUGGUGGCCAUAUCCUUUUCUUGACCUAUCAGCCGACCUCGCCCCAAUGUGGUACCUGGUGGUAGCAUUGAUGCAUGUUCCCUGCUAUGCCAUCUUCCUCAUGUUUGUGAAAGUGAAACAUUGGCUACUAUCCAGAUGGUUCCCACACUCAUAUCAGUACAGCUCAUAAAAUUUUAGUAAGAUUGACCCAACGUGUCUUCUUGCAAUGUGGAAAAAGCAAAUCUUACAAUUCAUCAAAGAUUGGCCCUGGAUUCAUCAAGAUUGAGAGAUGAUGUUUCCACUGCUGCGUAUAACAUCAUAGUAGGUGUGUGGUUUCGACCAAGUGUGGAGGGUUUAAGGAACUGCUCUCCAAUGCUAUAAAUUUUGUGAUUGUUUUACCUCAAUUCAUACAAACAGAGUGAAUCAAGGAACUAGUGAUUAUUUGAAUCGAAAGGGUUUUAUUGGUUUUUUAUAA